GGGCGGGAGCGAGCGGCUGCCGCGGCGGGGCCGGGGGGCUCCAGCCGCUCCGCGCCACGGUCCCCUUCCAGCUGCAGCAGCGCCGCGGCGACGGGGGCCGAGCAGAUGCAGAGAUUGGCUCUAGAGAGACUGAGGCAUCUCUGAGCUCACUGCUGCUGUGGCUGGGACAGACCAGGGACACUGCACAUCUGAAGACUUCCUACUUUGCACCAGCCUAACUUGUGCCUGUACAAAAGCCCCGUGCAGUGUUUGGAGGCAGCCAAAUGGCUCCGGGGGAUAGGGCUGUUAUCUGCAGCAGCUUCACUGUCACAGGGGAAGGAACAGCUCCACAACCUGACACUUCUCAGCUGUGGAGCUGGCCUGGACCAAUUCCAGAGCUUGUGGCUAGGUGGCAGCUCUGCAGGCUCGGUGCACAGGGAUGAUAAUAGCACAGGGACUGUAAACAGGACACUCCACCCUGCCUCAGUGCCCCAGGCCCUGUGCAGGCAGCCUCUGCACCCAGCAGCACCCUGCCCUUCCCUGGGCUGUUCAGUGGCAGAGCUCUGUGGAAAGGAGCAGCAGUUGCUGCUGUUCAUGCAUCAAUAGAUUUAGAUGGUGGUCAGCCAUCACACAGUUGUCACUGUAGGAGGCCAUGUCUCCUCUGCUCUCAGCCAUAGAAUCAGCUAUGCUGGAAAAGGCCCUCAAGAUGAAGUCCACCACUAAACCAUAUCAGUUGUCUGUUCUUGAGACCUUUCAGGCUGGUUUUGCCCACAUUGCCCAUGUUGGAGGCUUGGAGUACAAAGGUGACCCCAGUCACUCGGGAUGUUCUGGUUAUAUCAGAGAGCUUUUGGGGGCCAUGGACUGUCAGAGCAGCGUGGGAUGAGGCUGCCCUGCUGGAGGAGGGUUCAGUUCCCCUGAGCAGCAAGAGAGGAAGAGACAGAUGCAGUCACAUGUAAUGGAGGUGCAAGUGACUUUGCAUGUGUGGGCAAUGAGGCAUUGAAGAGGAAGCCACAGACACUCAUGGGUUUCUAAACUGGAGCUCGUGGCACUUGCUGUUAACUGUUGGGAACAGGGAGCAUGCCUGGAACUGCACAAUGAGCCUUUAAUCCAGCAUAGCCCUUGCGAGGUGUGGCUGUGCAGGGCCUGAUGCUUCUCUUGCUCUUCCAUGUGGCUUUUUGUUCCUGCCCUUUUCUCACCUAGAGCUCGAAUUCCACUGCUCAAAAAUGUGAUUUUUAGCUGAUGAAAAAGAUAUAUUCACCAGACCAUGUCCCUGGAACAGCCUCAGCUGGGGGCUGCAGCACCUUUGUAUACAGAGCCAGCGUUCCCUGUGCUGCUGCUGUGGAGAAGAGCUGCCGUCCCCAGCAGCCCCGUGUGCGGCGCACCUCCUCACUGGACACCAUAGUAGGCUCCUACCUGCUGGGACAGUGGCCUCGGGAUGCUGAAGGAGCUUCCACCUCAUGCAUGAAUGACAAAGCUACCCAGCCAUGUUUCUCAUCGCUCCAGACUCCAGUGUCCUGGCAUGAUGUGGAAGUGGGGAAAGCCAACUCCAGUGCUCACAAGCGUUCUGCUUCUUGGGGUAGCACAGACCACCGCAGAGAGAUUGCCAAACUGAAGCAGCAGCUCCAGAGAACAAAGCUCCACAGCAGAAGUGGCAGAGAAAAGGAGAAGAGCUCCCCCGUACAGGGGGACCACGCUGUCCUCCCAUCCCUCCGGGACUCUCCUUCAGGCUUCCCUUCUCCAUCUCCCAUUUUGAGGCUCAGCCCCUGCUUGCACAGGAGCCUGGAAGGCCUAAACCAGGAACUGGAGGAGGCGUUUGUGAAGGAGCAGGGAGAGGAGGAGCUGCUGCGAAUCCUGGAUGUCCCAGAUGGGCACAGGGCACCAGUGCCUGCCCAGAGAGGCUCUGGAGCUGCGUCCCUGGUGCUGGAGCCUGGCAGUGGCAGCUGGAGCAGCCUCUCCCCUUCCCCUUCUGUGCCUCUGCACCUCUCCCCACGCCCCCCAGGGAGGCUGACAAUGGAAGAGCCCUCCUGUGCAGUGGAUGAGGUGCAGCCAGAGCCCAAAGAGAAAGAGGAGGGCAGCCGCUCCCCGGUGCUGGCCUUUGCGUCCUCCCCUCGCCCCAACCACAGCUACGUGUUCAAACGGGAGCCUCCGGAGGGAUGUGAGAGGAUCCGGGCCUUUGAAGAAGCUUCCUCCCCCAGCCCUGAGCAGCCUUUCCAGCCCUCCUGCCCAGACAAGAACAAGGUGCAUUUCAACCCCACCGGCUCUGCCUUCUGCCCCGUCAGCCUGGUGAAGCCGCUCUUCCCAAACGUGGGCUUCCUCUUCAGGAGCUUCCCAGCUUCCUCCGUCCCCGUCCCAGGCACGUUGACAUCCUGCCAGCCCCCGGCCCCGUUCCUCGCGGUGCGGAAGGACGCUGUGGGCGGCAGCUUCAGCGACGUGGCCACGGCUCCUGCCCUGAGCUAUGAACCCUGGAAGCGUGGUCAGGCCGAGGAGAGCGUCGUCUUCCACAGCUCCCUGGUGGUGUGAAUCCUCUGGGAGCGCAGCUCUUCCAGCUUCUGGAGAUUGGUGCCUUGAGGGUGGGAUGUGACAGCCACGAGGCAGCCCUGGGACUGCGCCCCACAGCAGGGUGAUAGAACUGUGAAGCACGGAGUGCCAUGGGAUUCCUGGCUGCUGGAGAGGCUCCUUUCCCUGAGCCUUCCCUCUUCAGAGCACUUUCCUGUGCUCAGUUGUCCUUGUUUCCUGUGUGAUUGUGCUGGUG
Pezoporus flaviventris is the source of this 2731-nucleotide messenger RNA. RefSeq names its product family with sequence similarity 117 member A (gene FAM117A). Lineage: Eukaryota; Metazoa; Chordata; Aves; Psittaciformes; Psittacidae. The transcript is spliced from 9 exons. Bases 1219 to 2499 code for a protein of 426 amino acids. The record is from RefSeq and is a predicted model, not a curated record.